CAGGCCUGAGUAUUUUAUUGGUGAGCCUAACCUUUCAAUUCGUGCAUGAUUAUUUACUUUAUUGUUACUGAUUUCCGUAUAAGUAUUAAUAUCAGUAUAAUUUACAAAGAGAAAUAUUAGUAUUCAAUUGUAUAAAGAUGGCAAAUUGUAAGCUAAAUGAAAUAUUUCUUGGAGAAAUUGCAUCGGUACAGAAUUACGGAGCUUUUAUCAGAAUUCCGGGCUGCUCAGCCCAGGGACUGAUACAUAAAUCACAGGUAAGCUCUGCUCGUGUCGACGAUGUUGCAGAGAUUUUGCAAAAAGGAGAACGAGUAUGGUGUAAAAUUAUUUCAAUCGGAGAUGAUGGUAAAAUAGGAUUGUCAAUGAAAUACGUGAAUCAAGGAAGCGGUACAGAUUUAGAUCCGAAUGGAGUUGAAUUACAGAGAGACACGCAAAAGAGAAAAACUAUAGAAAAACAUGAACGUAAAACCAUACAUUUAGAAGCUGUCCUUAAUACUACGUGCACUAAAUGUGGAACUGCUGGUCAUUUAUCUAAAGACUGCUUUAUGUCUCCUGGUGGGAAAAAAUAUGAAUUAAUCCCAGAGAUUGAAGAAGAACAACAACCUAUUGUUCAACCGCAAACUGAUGAUGUAACUAAAAAAGAGAAAAAGCACAAAGAGAAAAGAAAGAAAAAAAGGAAAGUUAAAAAACUUAAGCAAAAUACGGAUGAUAGCGAUUCGGAUAGAAAAGAAAUUGUUAAAAAGAAAAAGAAAAAGUAUUCUAAAGAUCAAAAAAGGAAAAGAAAGAAGCAUAAUAAUUCAUUUAGCGAUGAAAGCUCUAAUGAAAGUUUGUCUAGUCAUGAUGUGAAAGCUCAUAAACGAAAGCAUUCAGACAAUAGUAUAGACAAACAUUCCAAAAAAUCUAAACACUCAAAAAGUAAACACUCCACUGAUUGAGAAAUUAUAUGAAUUCGGUAGAAUUUCUAAUAAAGUUUUCUAUCGUUUUCAUCAUUUUAUAAACCAUCUAAAUUUUUGUAGUAGUGAAAUCGAAGUCCGUGAGAAAUGUAUUUUGAGUGUAUAAUAUAUUAAUACUACGAUAAUUAAAAUCAUACUUACCGACGUUAAGUAUUUGUAAGUCAAGUGCACAUUUUCGGCAAGCACAUCUGCAGCUAAAUCAUAGUAUUGAUAUUUGCAGUACAACAGUAACAAAUUAGCAAAAGUUUCAGGUGGAAAUGGAUUUUGUUGUAAUAAAAACAUUAGUUUCUCAAAUCCUUCGCUUGGCUUUGUAUCCAUAUUUAUUAAGGCUUGAUUAUGCAAAGUAACAGCAUCAAGCUCUUCUUCAGAUCUGGGAGGCAUAUCCGUUAAUGCUUCUUUUGCUGCUUCAACUAAAAGCAAUUAAUUAAAACUCAGACACCCGAUAGCAACUAUCACGAUAGCAAUUAAAAUAAGUGAAUAACUGAAAUUUAUUUUAUACAAUUACAAUUUUGUAGUUGAUAUUCUAUGGCUGCUUUUAAAUUGAAUGCUUCUGUUAAAGCUGUUUCGUGAAGCGUUAAAGUAUUACCAACACUGCGUACUUCUAUGCCUUCUGUUGUCAUGCCUACUCCUAAUUCUGGAUGUUCCUUUAUCCCUUGUUCAAUAAUAUCAGCUAACAUAAAAUGUAGGAUAAAGAUAUUAUUGAAUUAACAAACUGUAUCGUCGAUAUUAGUAUAUUUACCAAUAUGUUUCGAGGAUGCAGCAUAUUCUUUUAAUUUAAAAUAGCAAAGUGCAACAUUAUAUGAUAAAUGUGGUUUAAAACCUGCAAUUUGUAACGCAUUAGCAAAUUUUUUUAAUGCUUGUUCGUAUUGUUCUUCCUGAAAAGAUCGAAUAUUAGACCGUUUAUAAAGAGUACUUCCAAUUUUCAUUUUUAUACCUUGUAUAAAAGACAUCCUAAAUUAAUCUCUGUAUCAACAUCAUCAACUGAGCAUUGAUCAACAAGAUUUUUUGCAGCAACAAUAUCUUCUUGGCCAUAUUUUAUUGCUGCCUGCAGUUUCUUUACUUUAAAUUCCAGGUUGCUUUGAUUAACGAUACUGGAACAUAUUGUCCAUGCUUCUUGAUACAUACAUGCUUGAUGUAAAGAUUGACCAUGGUAUAACUUGUAUAUACUUUCAUCCGGACAUAAUUGAACUAAUUUUUCAUAACAUUGCGCAGAAGCUAUAAAAUCUUGAGUAUAAAAAUAACAGUGAGCAAGUAGAGAUAAACAAGGUCUGGACUGUAAAAUAAUUUAUCAAAUAUGUAUAACUUAUAAAACUAAUUUAUCGAUAAUGUAAAAAAUUAUUUUAGCAUAAUCAUACAUACAGCAGGAUAAACAUCUAGAAGUGCAAUUAACACUUUUAUUGUCUCUGUAUAUCUUUGUUCCUUAAUCUGUAAUGUACAUAUCUAUUUUGUAUGCGUUCAAUUAACAUUUAAAAGUAAUUAAAAAAGUCAUUUUCUUGAUUUUAAAAAUUAGUAUCACAGCAAGGAAUACCAAUGCGUCUGGUAAGACACAUUAUAAUAAGCAAUAAACUAAAUAGUAAAA
Osmia lignaria (orchard mason bee) is the source of this 2529-nucleotide messenger RNA. RefSeq names its product zinc finger CCHC domain-containing protein 17. Gene Ontology annotation, molecular function: zinc ion binding; RNA binding. The record is from RefSeq and is a predicted model, not a curated record. Gene Ontology annotation, biological process: RNA stabilization. Lineage: Eukaryota; Metazoa; Arthropoda; Insecta; Hymenoptera; Megachilidae.